UUUCAAUUUAUAAAGAAUCGACAUUAUCGAAUUAACGUUUACAUUGGAAUUUUACUUUCUUUUAUCUAUAUCUUACAUAUUAAACUGUUGAACCUGUGAUAUGCUCGGCAUCUAUUGUGUGUAGAUACAUACAUGCACAUAAUUUUCACACUUAUACAAAUCGUGUGCAAUGUGCAUCCAUUUUGUGCGCACAUAUAAAUGCUAUCUUGAAAUAAAGCAUUUGAGUACACCAUAAAAUAUUUUAUAAUAUCCAACAGUCACCAGAAAUUAAAAUCAUUUAAAAACACGCUCUAACUAAAAUUUAUUAAAGAUAUAAAUUAUAACCGAGCAUCCCACGAAUACUGUUCAUCCUGUCUCAUGAUACAAUUUUAACGGUGCAUUUUGAUUCUUAUGAAAUAUUUACAUUCUUUGUUCUCGCAAUACUAUAAAUUAGUCGUUAUUUCUAUUGUAAUCGUAAGGUUAGAAGUUUGAAACUUUCACGGUAUAUUUGAGGUUAUCUAGGAUGCAACGCCAUAAUUCUGUCAUUUGCAUAACCACCAAAUUCAUUUUUAUUUUCCUGGUAGAUAUACCAACUGCGGAGUAAUGAAUUAAAUUCUUGUUUUGUACGUAAGGUUAUGUUAGCUCGAGCUGAUUCUUACCAUGAUUAUACACGUACAUAAUUUCAUUCUUAGUUAAUUUCAUAUCGUGUUUGAUAUUCGUGAUCGCGCGGUUUGUGCUCGAUUUGCGAUACGUUAAAUGUAUCGGGAACGUUGAAAAAGUUUUCGAUCGAAAUGGCAUUAAGCAAAAAGAGUCAGAAAUUGAAAUGUGCAAGUCAGGCAGAGAUUCUUCGAUCGCAUCAAAGAGACGAAGACUUCGUCAAACACAUGCGAGAGAAAGUUAUAGAUCUUCUGCAGAUCGUUGGACGAAGAACGGGUACCUUAUCCUUAGUUAACUCCGAUGUACCGUUUAAACUGAUUUACUUCUUUUUUACGUCGGGAAUGGGAAAUCAAACUCUAGGCGAAGAAUAUACUGGAAUAGUGCAAGCCAAUUUAGAAGCUCGCAAAGUUCCAUCGUUACUUGCAAGGGUACUAUCGGUGAUUUUAGAAUGCUUAGGAGAAAAGGCAUUGUUAAAAAUAUUAAAAAGGUUACAGGCGUCUGUUAAUCAUCCCCAUAGCGAAUUGACCCCUGUAGCUGUUACCUUUUUAAAUUCAUUUAUAUCAAAAAUGUCUACUAUGUUACCUAUUUUUAUACUGAUUCAUAAGGGAUUAUUUUAUAUGUACGGUCGCUAUUAUAGCCUAGGUAAAAGAUUAACAGGAAUCGAUUAUGCAAAGGUGUAUGGUCAUCAUCCAACUGAUGGUAUCAGUUGGGGAUUAAGGUUAUUGGGAAUUGCUACACUUGCAGAAUGUGUAUUAAAAAUUUGGCAGAACACGUAUAAUGAUAACCGUAACGAUAACUACCAAUCAUUAAAUGAGAAGUACACUAGAUCAAUGUGCCAGUUGUGUCUUGAAAGAGUGCCAACGACUACCACACCUUGCGGUCAUUUGUUUUGUUGGUACUGUCUUGCAGAUUGGCUAAGCACUAAACCGCAAUGUCCUCUAUGCAGAGAACAUGUUAUACCUUCCAGAAUUGUACAUGUGAUGAAUUUGUAAUUUUUUAGAUAUUUAAAACGU
Molecule: messenger RNA, 1649 nt
Organism: Hylaeus anthracinus
Lineage: Eukaryota; Metazoa; Arthropoda; Insecta; Hymenoptera; Colletidae
Gene: Pex10
Product: peroxisome assembly protein 10-A-like
Exons: 3
Coding region: 771-1628 (285 amino acids)
Biological process (GO): protein import into peroxisome matrix
Cellular component (GO): peroxisomal membrane
Molecular function (GO): zinc ion binding
Source: RefSeq, a predicted model, not a curated record